AUGACAGAAAUUCAGGAGUUGGCGGAAGGAUGCAUCGCCGCCAUACUGUGUCGUACUAGUCCCGUUGACGCCGGAAGAUUCUCCGUCCUUUCGAAGACAUUCCGUUCUGCGGCGGACUCUGAUGCCGUCUGGAAUCAAUUCCUCCCAUCCGAAUCCAAUUUCGUAGCCUCUGUUGUUUCACAGUUUCCCUCACUUGCCAACGCUCCUACCAAGAAGGCUUUCUAUCUCGCUCUCUCCGAUCACCCUAUCAUCACCGAUGAUGGUCAAAAGAGCGUUCAAUUGGAUAAGAAAACUGGGAAAUUUCGCUACAUGCUUGCUGCUAGAUCUCUCACUAUUAUUUGGAGUGAUCAUGACCAAUAUUGGGACUGGAUUCAUUUGCCCGAAUUCCAGGUUCUCUGA
Messenger RNA from Vicia faba (fava bean), 399 nucleotides. NCBI's taxonomy places the organism in Eukaryota, Viridiplantae, Streptophyta, Magnoliopsida, Fabales, Fabaceae. The record is from the annotation of a GenBank genome assembly.